AUAGAAGCAGACGACAGUAGCAGAUAGACAUUUCACAUGUGUAGUUGUUAGAUAUUUUUUCGAAAACUAAAGAAUAAUUACACUGUUAAAGAAAUAAUAAUAACAAUGUCCGUGAAUACCUCGCAUACAGAAAAAGAAUUGGAUUUGAGUAAUGCUGGCCGUGGUGUCUGGCUUGUCAAAGUGCCGAAAUAUAUAGCUAACAAAUGGGAAAAGGCACCUGGCAAUAUCGAAGUUGGCAAAUUAAAGAUUACGAAAAAUCCUGGACAGAAAGCUGAAGUAUCUCUCAAACUGUCAGAAGCUGUUUUGGCUCUGAAAGAAUCUGGAGAAGAGGAAAUACCGAAACAACAUAGGCUAGAUGUUACGACAGUUACUAGACAAAUGCUAGGAGUAUUUUCUCAUGUUACACCAUCCACAAGCUCAGAUGCAAUUGUUCCAGAAACAGAGAAACUUUUUAUGGAAGGAAGGAUUGUACAAAAAUUAGAAUGCAGACCAUAUGCCGAUAAUUGUUACAUGAAACUGAAGCUAGAGAGUAUCAAAAGGGCUUCUGUACCACAAAGACAAGUUCAACAAUUAGAUAGAGUUGUACAGAAUUUCAAGCCAGUAUCUGAUCACAAACACAAUAUUGAAUAUGCUGAAAAGAAGAAAGCAGAAGGAAAGAAAAUGAGGGAUGAUAGAAAUGCUGUGCAAGAUAUGCUUUUUGCAGCGUUUGAGAAACAUCAAUAUUACAAUAUAAGAGAUCUUGUUAAGAUUACAAGACAACCUAUUGUUUAUCUAAAAGAAAUACUCAAUGAAGUUUGUAACUAUAAUUUAAAAAAUCCACAUAGAAACAUGUGGGAAUUGAAACCAGAAUAUCGACAUUACAAGGAAGAGGAAAAAUCUACAGAGAACACCUCAAAGAAAGGGAACGAAUCCGAAGAUGAUUGAUAUUUUUCUUAUUUAUAUAUAUUAUACACAUAUAUCUGAUUAAUAAU
Messenger RNA from Nylanderia fulva, 971 nucleotides. It is a transcript of the gene TfIIFbeta, whose product is annotated as transcription factor TFIIFbeta. The record is from RefSeq and is a predicted model, not a curated record. NCBI's taxonomy places the organism in Eukaryota, Metazoa, Arthropoda, Insecta, Hymenoptera, Formicidae. Gene Ontology annotation, biological process: transcription by RNA polymerase II; transcription initiation at RNA polymerase II promoter. Gene Ontology annotation, cellular component: transcription factor TFIIF complex.